Prorocentrum cordatum is the source of this 3064-nucleotide messenger RNA. The record is from the annotation of a GenBank genome assembly. NCBI's taxonomy places the organism in Eukaryota, Dinophyceae, Prorocentrales, Prorocentraceae.
AGCGCACUCCCGCGCAGGCCCGAUAUGGAGACGCCCCGCGCGGAGCGCUGCCCGCAGCGGCCCCGGGGAACCGGGCCCCUCCCGGCCCCCGCACCUGCGGGGCCGCGGAGCCCCCGGGGCGAUGGAGAGCCCACGCUGCCGACGGCCCUCCCCGCCGCGUCCCGGCCUGCCCGCCGGCCCUCGCCGAGGGCCGCCCGGGAGCCGCCGGGCCGCCGAGCGCCGCCCCGGGUCCGCCCGAGGAGGGGCGCCCAGCGGCCGCCGGAGGCCGCCCUCCUCGGGCCGGCCCGGCGCCGCCCGAGGGCGGCUGCAGGCGCGGCGAGGGCGCUGAGCCGAGGAGGACCUGGACACGGUGUCUUCCCUGGCCUCGAUGGAGCAGCCCCGCGCCCCGACCUCGCGAGCAUCCCCCGCCCGAGGUUCUGCAGCUCCUAUCGCCCCCUGAGCGCCGGAAGCAUCGGCCACCCGACGUUCUGCCAGACGCUUUGCCUCUUCGUCCGGGGCGGCGGCCACUGCCCGCGCGGCCCCGGGUGCGCGUGGUGCCACCACCCCUCCUGCAAGAAGAAGAGGUACCUGGACAAGAAGACCCGGAUGCUGUUCCGGCAGAUGGACGACCUCACCAGGAUCACCACGGUCCUGCCCUGCCUGCAGGCGAAGAUCCACGAGCUUGACAGUGGCACUGCGGCGACACGCGCUCUGGAGAAGUGGCGCGACGACAUCAUGAGAAUGCCGCAGUUCGCGGGACAUUCCCUGGACGCGCCUGGGCUGGAACCAUACUGUGUAGAAGCACUGCGCAGGUUGAGUCUGACCGAUUUGUGUGGUUACCCCAUCCUGCCAGAGAGUGUUGUGGCGUGCACGAAGCGUUUGCUAAUGGAGUUGAUGGCUUCGGAGCAUACAAAUUCAUGAUCAUGGCGCACACGAACCUGGCCUCGCGCCUGGAUCACGACUAGAUGAAACCAGGUUCGCCCGCUCACGCCUAUGCAUCCGUGUCUCUGUAUUAUGCCUCAUUCACUUGCCUGUGGCUUGUGCCGCACGUGCUUGUACAUAUCUAAUUCGGAAUAUUGCCGGCGGACCUCUUGGAGAUCUCUUGGGGACUUUAGGGGGACUGGCUGUGUGCCUUGAGUCUUGGGGAGCAUCCUUUGCAGGAGAGGCUCCAAGGAUCCCCAUCGCUUUCCCGCUCUUGGGCCCCUACUGGCCUACAUCGCGGUUGCAGAUCAGAGAUGCCUCCUUUGAGAGGUGGUCUCAAUGAGGGCCGCGUGUGGUGCCGAGGAGGGCCGCGUUGCCGUGGCCUCGAGACUUUUUUCCUCCGAGGCAAGAUGCCGUCGAGACAGGCAGUCCGAGGGCAUAGCCCCUUGUGGCACGACGCCCCUGGGCUCAGCAGGUUGCUCUGGCGACUGGCCAGCUCCCGGCCCCGGCCACAAGAAUUUGAGACAGCGUCGUGCCCCUCGGUCUCCAUACCGGCCCCUUCCUGGGCCUCUCCCCUCGGGAGUCUCGAGACGGGGGUCAGUGCAAACGGGGGUCAGCCAGAGCGCCAGAUCCUGCAGGAUCCUGCGAAGACCCCCUCUGGCUGACCCGGGUUAGCGAGCCGCUCGUGGCCGCGAGGCGGCCGCGCCUAUUGGCUGACCCGGGUUCGCGAAGACCUGCGUUGCAGCUUUUUUUUUUUUUUCCUGCAUUGCAGUUUUUGGUUUCCUGCUGACCCGGGUCUGGAUUGACCCAGGUCAGAAGAUCGCCGAUCCCCCUUUUGGUGAACCGCCUGUUUCGGCCCAAGGCUGUUCGUGCAGAGCGCAGGGGUUCUCGCCGCCGCUGUAGAACUUUUGGAUUCGGCAGAGGAGCUUCCAGCCUAAACUCCCAGCCUGUCACCGAAUCAUGCCAGAGUCACGUUCGUUCUUGGCAUGCGCCAUGCGGCACCGGCUAGUCCUACCCUCGCUUCCGGAUACCAUGAGAUUUCGAGACCCUAGAGCAGGAGGGUGACACGACAAUAAAUGAUGCUCUAGUCGUUGUCUCAGUUCUCUGCCUGGAUCUGUAGGUUCCCGCUUGCCAGACUUGUACGGAGUCGUCCUCGUCUGGGAGAUUUGAGCCAAGGCGCAGUUCCUUCUCGCUGCACGGCCUUAUUAUAAUUUGUGCGUCCGUCCAUGCUCUCGCGCGAUUGCCCUUCUGUCUCUUGGACAACAACAGACGCCACGACGUCUAGGACGCAGGCAGUUGGGCAAGAGAGGCCUUGUAAGACCCAACUCAGCGCUGUACUUCACAUGACGCAGAAGCUCAGGGUCGGAUAGCAAAUUACGCUUGGAAGCUGGACCUACAGUGGGGGCGCGCAUCAAGAAACCAGCUGCUUUUCGUCAGAGUACCCUGGGUGUCUUCGCUUCGCGCGCUGCGCGGUGACCUCCCGCAGGCGUUGAAGAAGCUGCUGCGUUCAGGGUGCUCUAUAGGCUCCCCUCCGUGUGCAUCUCGCGCGCGGGGGGUUCAGGGCUGGUUUCUUGCGAGGCUUUCUUGCGGCCGCGUCCGCACUGCAGGCGGCCUUACGCGCCAGCUCCCUCACGGCCCGCCCCCACAGGCCCGGGCGCGCACCGGCCCGACGGCAGAGGGGUGGAGACGCGGCAGUCUCUAGCUCCGAGCUGGGGGGGUCCACCUGUCCCGCGCUCGCACCCUCAUUGCGUCGCUCGGGGUCUAGAGGCGAGAGCUCGGCCAGUGUCGUUUGCCGCGCCAGUGGCGCUGUCUGUGUAGGCAGCCUCACAUCGCGGAGGGGGAGGAGAAGAACGAGGAAAGGGUGUGUCUUUUUGCCCUUUUGUAGGCUUCUCCUGGAUGCUUAGUGCGCACUCGCUUCAGGAAACAAGCCGCCUUCGCUGCUGCCAUCGGUUGCUGUCUUCCUCCAGGCAGGAUGCCCCAUCUGGAAUCUUAAACAGGUUGUGCAACGACUGGGUGCUCCGCGCACACCUGUCAAGGGUGCGUGCUGGGAGCCUCAAACUCCAUCUCGCAAUUGCGCUCUAGGUUCUUCAGGAGCUCUAUGAUCUCUAGGUUCCCCAUUCGAAGGGGAGGCUCUAGGAGCUACAAGGUCUGGGCAGUAGCUGUU